Closterium sp. Naga37s-1 is the source of this 582-nucleotide messenger RNA. The record is from the annotation of a GenBank genome assembly. NCBI's taxonomy places the organism in Eukaryota, Viridiplantae, Streptophyta, Zygnematophyceae, Desmidiales, Closteriaceae.
AUGACUCUCAGGUCAUGGUACACGUCACACCCUGGGAAUAGUAUUGGUGAGGAACCCGGCCGCAGUGGAGAGCAGGCACCACCAGAGUUGGCGCUGGAGGGAGAGGGGCUAGAUGAGGGGGAUGAGGAGGAGGCUGUUGAUGUGGGGGGGGGAACCGGAGUGGCUCGGAAGCUGCGGCAGGCAGGAGUGUCAGCGCUGGCAUACAGUGCAAAGCUGGGCGUGGCUGACAGGGACGACCACCAGGACAGGUGGGGUGCCUGCACGGCGCGGCCGGGCUGUGAUUUACUGCUGCAAUCGUCCCCUCCCCUUCUCUUCCCCUCUCCCCACAUCCCCCUCUUCCCCACUCCUUACGCCCCCCCCUUCCCCUCUCCCCCUGUCCCCUCUCCUACCACGGCCCCUGUACCCCUCUUCUCCUAUCCCCACGUCCCCCUCUUCUCCUUUCCCCACGCCCCCCUCUUUCCUCUCCACCUAUUCCCCGCUACCCCUCUCCCAACUUCCCCCUCUGCCCCUCUUACCCCUUCCCCCUCUUCUCCCGCCCCCCUGUCCCCGUCACCCCUGCACCCGUCGCCCCAUACUGCUUAA